Daphnia magna is the source of this 2117-nucleotide messenger RNA. RefSeq names its product ubiquitin carboxyl-terminal hydrolase 17-like protein 6. Lineage: Eukaryota; Metazoa; Arthropoda; Branchiopoda; Diplostraca; Daphniidae. The record is from RefSeq and is a predicted model, not a curated record. Bases 206 to 1867 code for a protein of 553 amino acids. Gene Ontology annotation, molecular function: cysteine-type deubiquitinase activity; cysteine-type endopeptidase activity. Gene Ontology annotation, cellular component: nucleus; cytosol. The transcript is spliced from 8 exons. Gene Ontology annotation, biological process: protein deubiquitination.
AAGUUGGAUGUUUUUCUCUUUUUUUGUUAUUCUCCUUAUUGUAAAUGUCACCUAUUCAAUUCCAACUGAAGUUUACAUUUUGAAGAAGAAAAAAGAAAGAAAAACUCUGGUGGUAUAUACAAACUCGCAACGCUGUGUUGUUUCAUGGCAGCAAUCAGUCUGCACUACAUGUGGUUUUUGAAUUCAAUUUCCAUGUCUUCAUGAAAUGCCAGGUUACGUUUCCUCUUUUCAAAGGGAUCCGAAGAAAACGAGUGAAAUUUUGUUCGAUAAUCUUAAAAGGAACAUAAGCGCAGCAUCAUUAUCUAAAGAAGAUAAACAUCUGCCUCAUCAAGAACUGAAUAGUGUUAGUUUCUGGAUACCAAAUUCACACCUUUAUAACUUGAGAUCUACAUCUAGCCAUAAUGUUAGCAGAGAAGACACGACACAAUUUCCAGAAGAACUCAGGAUGGUAAACACAUGUGUUGGUGUACAGUCAAUAGCUAAACCAGCAAACCCGAGCAUAAAAGAAGUUUGCUCCAGACAGGAGGUUGAGCCUGUUGUUGCAUUAUUUGAAGACCCUAUUGAUCUAGAGUUUGAAAAAUCCAGCUGUUGGACCUAUAGUGCUCAGAAAACUCCUUCUGGUAGGAAGAAACCUAAGCCACUGAUUGCAACUGAGCUGACAAAUGUAAAAAAUCUUCGAAAACGAGCUUCACCUACAAAUCCCCAGAAGCAACAGCAGGAGGACAAGAAAGUACUGGAUUCUGCAAUGGAAUCUAAAACUCAGCCUUUUCCUGUUAAAUCCUUUUAUGGUGGAAAUAAUCGAGUCAGCCCAAUUGCCCGCUCACCGACACCUGUUGAAAAUAAACGAGUUUCCAACAUUCCCAAGCUUGUGAACCUUGACCAACCACAUGAUGAACCUGACAGCCCUUUCCCUCAACCUGGCCCGUCAGUUAUUACUAGAAGCCGGAGUUUUUCAUCCCAGUCUUUUCUGCCUUACGAAAUCGGUCUUAAAAAUUUUGGAAACACGUGUUACGUCAAUGCGACCCUUCAAGUUUUAUUUGCUUUGCCUGGAUUUACGGACGAUCUCGUCAGUGCUUUUAAACAGGUGGAAGAUUUGCCAUAUUUUUCGGGUUUGUUUGCCCAAAUAAUAGCUGCACGGAAAACGGGCCUUUCACAUGCAGUCAACGUUAGUACCCAGAAUUUUGUUGAAAAUCUAUGGACGCUACAUCCGAGCUACUUAGUUCGAGAACAGCAAGAUGCCAAUGAAUUCCUUGUACGGCUCAUCGAACACUUGAAAUCGGCGCUGCCACCUGGACCGGCAAAUCCAGUUGAGUCGCACUUCCAGUGUGAAAUGAUUGAAGUAUAUCACUGCGUCAAAUGCGGGAAGAAAAAGAAAAACAUCCAGAAAAACACUUCCAUAUGCCUACCGUUCUCUGAAAGUUCGUGUGACUUAGAGCAAUGUUUGGAAGCUUAUAUGGCGGAAGAAGAACGUGACCUGGCAUGCAGUAAUUGCCAAGCAACCAGCAUGAAAAUAAGCUCGAAAUUCAGAACUCUGCCAAGCAAGCUGAUUAUGUCGGUAAACCGCUUUUCUAAAGAUGCAAAGCUUGCCAAACAUAUCGUCCCACCCAGACUGCUGGAUGUUCGGCGGUUCAUGGAAAAUGUCGAAGAUGUCCUGCCCAGUCAAUAUGCAUUAGCUGCACAGAUUGUUCACGUUGGAGAGUCAAAACAUUUCGGUCACUAUGUUUCGCACGUAUAUUGUGAAGAUGGCGAAUGGCGCUACUACAACGAUACGUCUAUCCUAACUGUAUCUCUCGUGGAUGAAAUCCAGUCUAUUGACGGAGACCCAGCUUAUGUUUAUUUUUACAUCCACCAGUCACCAGACGAAUGAGCGUUCCAGGCAUUAAAUGCGUUUUCUUUUGUUUAUUGAUCGAAUGUGAUAGGAUUCAGUAGUCAACUGUGUUGCAAUUAUCCUCGAGCCAUAUGAUUUCAAUGUUUCAGCCUGUGCCUCACUUUUUGUUUAGUCAUGCCAAGAUAGUAGUUCCAAUUGUCGCUGCCGUAGUGACACCUGUUAUUUUUUCUGUUAGUGUCACGUGCAGAGAUCCGUCACUGCAAUAAGAACAAUUGUUAAACCCAGAAAA